UGCAGCGCGCGGAGUGCAGCAGGCGGAAGGCCGCGGGCCGGUGGGUCGUCGACUCUGGGCGCCCGCCGUCCGCCGGCCGGCGUCCUGGCCGCGCGCUCGCCGCAGUCAGUCAGUCCGCGUCGACACUCCGCCAGAGCCACACCGAUGAUAGGAGGAGCGUCGGAUGCGUCGCGUUGUGUCUGAGGCGGGUGCAGCCGGCGGCACGCGUGGCGCGCACGUGCCGGCUCGGCACACGCGGCGUCGGCGCUCGGGGCGCGCGCGCCGGGCCGCCGGUGCCGCUCGUCAGCGCAGUGCCGCUCCGGCGGGCGAGGAGCGCAGCGAGCCGCACGCGCCGGCAUGCGACCAUAGCGGGAGCAUGCGGCUGCCGCUGUUGCCGCUGCUCGUGCUGCCGCUCGUGCUCGUUCGACCGGCCGCAGCCGGUAUAUGCUGGUCGGGCAUGGAGCGCGGUGGUCGCUGCAGCUCUGUUGCAGCGCUGCGCGUUGGACGCGCCGAGUGCUGUGCGAGCGGAGCUCGCGUCCCCGCAGCCUGGAGCCCCAGAGAUUUAGACAGUGGGGAGAUUUUCUUCUACAAAGCGCUAUCCGGCGGUGUCCCGUGUACUGCAUGCGCUGAAUCGUGUGCGGGUGUAUCUUGUGGCGCUGGCCGUCGCUGUGUCGUGCGAGGCGGUCGUGCCCGAUGCGUGUGUGCGGCAAGCUGUCGACGAGCGGGACCCGUAUGUGGCAGCGACGGUCGCACGUAUCGCUCGCUGUGUAGACUAAGACGACGAGCCUGCCGCCGCCCCGCUAAACAUCUGACCCUCGAUUACCCAGGACCAUGCAGAGUCGGCAGCUGUGACGGCGUUCGCUGUGGAGGAGAUAAACGCUGCGUUUUAGACGCCGAGCUGGGAGCACAUUGCGUGCGGUGUGGAGCUUGUAGUGUAGCGGGCACGCCCGUCUGCGCUGUGGACGGUCGGACGUACGCCGGCGCGUGUGCUUUGAGACGCGCUGCCUGCGAACGUGGAAAAGCGCUGCCACUCGCGUACAAAGGAUCAUGUAUAGCGAACGCGACAUGUGCCUCUGUUCGCUGCGGCUCGGGUCAGCGCUGCGUAUCUGGUGGCGUGUCGGGGGCCCGGUGCGUGUCGUGCGGGGCCUGCGGGGGCGGAGCCCGACGUCCGCUCUGUGGCUCGGACCGCAGGACGUACUCGUCCUGGUGUCGCCUCCAACGGGCCGCUUGUCACGCCGGGACUGUCGUCGAUCCUCUGCAUCCCGGCCCGUGCAAGGGAAACAAAAAUAUAACGGACGGUAGUGUGACGGAAGAGAAACACAAAGAUGUGGACUCCUCGCGAGUCCUGUAGUCGUCGACUGGAUUUGCAGGGUCCAAUGCGUCUGAGAGUUAAGGUGGACAGACUUCCGACCGGCUGCGGUUUGCGGACACGACGACUGCAACUAGACAAAAAUAUGAAGUCCCAAGAAAGAAAACAACUUUGUCGGACAUCAGGACAUUGAAAGAAUGAUCUCGAUCAAAGUUUUGCGAAGUACUUAUGUUGAUGAAAUAGAAAAUAUCAAAAUUCUCUCCGGUCACCUAACAUAUCCUGGGUUAUGGGGGACCGUCCAGUACGGUACACUGAAUCCACGAAAACGACUUCCCCUUAAUUCCUUUAACAUAUCUAGCGAUUGGAACAGAUUAAAGAACUUAAUCUAGGGAUAAGGUUGUUGGAGUAAAUGAGCCAGUUUUACGAAUGUUCAAUUACUUACUGUAGGUUUAGAAAAUUCUCGAACAAGAUGCACAUUUUUCGACUAUUGUAGAUAAAUAAUUAUUGAUUAACACCUUACAAUAUUAAAUUGAGCACCAAAUUGUACUUAAUAUUUAGUAAAAAGUUAUAAAUAGAACUGUAGUUAGCACAAUAUUGGGUACGUUACUGAGUAGUUUCUUUCUAUAGAGAAUUCUUAUCUCCGUCUCGUGGAAUCCUGCGACGCGGGACGAACUCAUUGGACUGACAUUUUGUUUUUAAAAUUUAUUAACUUUUAGUAGAUACUGUAAGACUUUAGUUAUUUUACUUCACUUAAUGUGGUUUUAACGCUUAUGCAAUAUUUAUUAUUAAGUUAUAAAAGUUUUAGUGCAAUAAUGUUAUUGAAAAUUGUGUGAAAUUUAUGUUAACGUGUUUUGUUUUGUUUUAUUUUUUAUAUAAAUGUGUCACAGGAUCAUCAAAAUGUAAUACAGACAAUUUACUAAAUGUUUUACUUAAUUCAGUAUUAUGUCUAUGUAAGGAUUUAGGAUUAUUAUAUUUUUUUUAAUUUUCGGACAAUUAUACAAUGAAAUUAGGUAACUUUAGAAUUUAGAUGAAAGUAAUUUAUUGUUACUUUAAAUUAUUUCCAAAAUGUUUCCAAGAAUUAUCUUGUAGGGAUGUCUCUCGUGAAUCAUCGAAUUAUUAUGUGAUGUGCGUCACUGUCAAUUCAGUUUCUGGACGUCCGCUUAGCUUUAAAUAGUUUACAAUUCGGUUUCAUUAUUGUAGUAUAUUAAUCCACAUAAGUCUUAUUACUAAUUAGUUAUUAUUUUAUUUAGUGUCAGUGUCAAUUUAAAAUUUUAAGAUCUCAAAAACCAGUUAUCGGAUGUAACAGUGUCCAAAGAUACUGGUAUGGUUUAUUUUUAUUGAAUCCAAUAAAAACAUUAUUGGAUGUUGACUGCAAAAGAUCUUUCUGGUUAUAUUUUGAAUUAAGAAAUUUAAUAAAUACAUUAUUAGGUCUAAUGUAAUUCACGGUAAUUAUAGAAAAAAAAAAACAAAGAAAGCUAUCAUUUAAUUUAAGAAAAAUCAUAUUAAAACUUUUUAUUUUUUUAAACUGUAUAUUUUAUAGUUGCUUAUUAAUAUUUAUAGAUUGUCUUGUCAUAGAAUAUAUUUUGACUUUUUUUUUUAAAUAUUUAAAAGGCAUCACACAAAAAAAUAUUCAAAUUACUAACAAUUGCACGCAGGAAAUAAAAAAAAAACACAGUCAAAAAAUCUUUUAAUUCUUUAACUGGUGUAAGCAUAGUUUUGAACUGUUCGAUAUGCUAUGUAUUGUUGUAGUAACUUCAAUCAUUAGAGAUGAUGUAUAAUAUAUUGUACUUGUUUCUUCAUAAAUAUUUUACAUUGA
Danaus plexippus (monarch butterfly) is the source of this 3104-nucleotide messenger RNA. Its product is annotated as follistatin. The record is from RefSeq and is a predicted model, not a curated record. NCBI's taxonomy places the organism in Eukaryota, Metazoa, Arthropoda, Insecta, Lepidoptera, Nymphalidae. The coding region runs from base 164 to 1330 and encodes 388 amino acids. Gene Ontology annotation, biological process: anatomical structure development. The transcript has 6 exons. Gene Ontology annotation, molecular function: collagen binding; extracellular matrix binding; protein binding.